AUGGCUACAGAACUUGAAGGUCUCCUAGACAUUCUCUCCUCCUCAGUCAAUAACAUACUCGGCAUCUGCGUAAAGACUGGAGUCGAUUUCCCGUCACUAAAUGAGCCUGCUCAUCCCUCUGAAUUUUCACCGGAUGGCAUUCGCAACCACCCAGAGGUGGCAGAUAACAUAGCUCUGGCAGUAGCAGCUGCAACACAGCUCGUAGCUACUCUACAAUCUCCUGCUGUCCACCUAUGGAACUCUGCCUUCAAAUUCACUCUUCCUGUUUGUCUCGGCAUUGCAGAGGGAACACAUGUUGCUGAAAUUAUAAGGAACGCGGGACCCAAGGGUAUGCAUGUUAAUGAUAUUGCAAAAAAGAGUGGUGUCGAUCCCAAGAAACUUGAACGUGUUCUAAGGUUCCUUGCAACAAACCACUAUUUCCGUGAGGUAAAAGAGAGAACGUUCGCUCACAAUCUACUGUCUUCGCUACUUGAUACUGGCAAGGAUGUAACGGAUAACUUUACAGCCAAUAAGUAUGUCAACACAAAUGGCUUUGCUGCUAUUGCCGGAUACGGAGCGGAUGAAGUCAUGACAGCUGCACAAGGUUUUAGAGAAGUCAUGCUGGAUCCAAAGACGGCUUUCUCUGAGGAAGUAAAUGAUAGUGGUUUCCAGAGGGCAUUCAAAACAGAACUACCGUUAUGGGAGUUCUAUGAGCUUCCGGAAAACCACUACCGACGCGAUAGGUUCAACUUAGUUAUGUCUAGCGCAAAUAAUAUGCACCCCGAGGCAAUCCUUGGAGGUUUCGAUUGGGAACAGGUUCAAGAUGGACUAUUGGUUGACGUUGGAAGUGGAAUAGGUCAUGUUCCCUUAGAGGUUGUAAAGAAAUUUCCAAAUAUGCAGGUUGUUCUCGAGGAUUUCAAGUCAGUAAUCGACAAAGCAAAGAAUCACUGGAACGAGAAGAUGCCAACUCACGUUUCUGCUGGAAAAGUCCAUUUCAUUGAUACUGACUUCUUAAAGGAACAACCCGGUCUACCAGGACCUCCAGACGUUUUUCUCCUCCGCUGGGUAUUGCAUGACUGGUCCGACAAAUAUUGUAUUCAGAUCCUUAAAAACCUCCGCAAAGUCGCGAUUGUGGGAAAGACAUCGCUUGUCAUUGUUGAAAGUGUCAUGGAUUAUGCAUGUAAAGUGCAGGAGACACCAGUAAAGGAGACUGGUGCUGUUGUGAAAUCUGCCCCAGCUCCUCUUCUGCCAAACUUUGGUGGAGCAAACACGCUCUCUUAUGCAAUUGAUAUUAUUGUCUCAACCAAUUUGAAUGCUGGAGAGCGUACCAUACAAGGUUUCAUUAACCUCUUAGAGUCUUGUGGCUGGCAGUUCUCUCAAAUCAGGAGGCUCUCAGGAAGCAAAAUGUUUUGGCCAAGCAUCAUUGCUAUACCAAAUCCUAAGUACAACCCUAGGUAA
Fomitiporia mediterranea MF3/22 is the source of this 1437-nucleotide messenger RNA. Its product is annotated as S-adenosyl-L-methionine-dependent methyltransferase. The record is from RefSeq and is a predicted model, not a curated record. Lineage: Eukaryota; Fungi; Basidiomycota; Agaricomycetes; Hymenochaetales; Hymenochaetaceae. The transcript is spliced from 10 exons. Gene Ontology annotation, molecular function: O-methyltransferase activity. The coding region runs from base 1 to 1437 and encodes 478 amino acids.